AAGACACGAAUGGCCAAUUCCCAGAUGAAACCUGUUGCCUCUCUACUUUUGGUCUUGAAUUUCUGCAUGUACGCAAUAGUUUUGGGCAUUGGCAGUUGGGCUAUGAAUAGAGCUAUUGAUCAUGGCUUCGUCAUUGGACCCGGGUUUGACCUUCCGGCGCAUUUCUCACCCAUAUACUUCCCAAUGGGGAAUGCUGCUACUGGAUUCUUUGUGACAUUUGCUUUGAUCGCUGGAGUUGUUGGUGCUGCAUCAGCAUUAGCUGGUCUUAAUCACAUUCGUUCCUGGAAUGCCGAUAGUUUGCCAGCUGCAGCAUCAGUUGCCACUAUUGCUUGGUCUCUCACUCUUCUUGCAAUGGGCUUUGGCUGCAAAGAGAUUGAACUGCACAACAGGAAUGCCCGUCUGAGAACCAUGGAAGCAUUCCUCAUCAUCCUUGCAGCUACACAACUUCUAUACAUAGCAGCCAUUCAUACUGCUGCAACCAUCAGGAGAUCUACUUGAAACUCUAGCACAUGAUAAUACGUGUGGUGUGUCUCCAAAUUUUUUCAUUUUUAAGUUAAUUUGUUUUUUCCAUUUCGGAAACAGAAGAUGUAUUAUGGCGUGAUUUGUUUGAUUUCACUGGAUUUGUAUUAAUCAUUCAAUAAAAAAAAAAAAUGGUGUGCCAGAACAUAA
This is a messenger RNA of Ricinus communis (castor bean), 669 nucleotides long. RefSeq names its product membrane protein PM19L. The record is from RefSeq and is a predicted model, not a curated record. NCBI's taxonomy places the organism in Eukaryota, Viridiplantae, Streptophyta, Magnoliopsida, Malpighiales, Euphorbiaceae. The coding region runs from base 10 to 498 and encodes 162 amino acids. The transcript has 4 exons.